AUUGGUGUUCCCCAUCGAAAGCAACUUGCAGUUGAAAUGAAAGCCUUGAUCACGUUCUUGUUACUGGGCAUGUGCCUAAUUGCCAGCCAGGCUGUGGUUGUGGAGGAGAGCGUUGCAGAUCUUCUGAAGGAUAAUGCCAAGGGCCUGGAGGUGGCCAAUGGACUUCUGUCUCAAAUCGCAACGGUCAGCCAGGAGACACAAGUUGGCCUGAGCGAGCAAAAGGAUGCUCUGAAGGCACUGUCUCUCGUCGGAGAGUUGCUGGCUAAGCUGAGUUUCGCCUUAGAUUCGAGCUCCAAGAACCUGGUGGCCACUUUGCUAAAAAUCUCCCAUGAGGGCGAAGUCUAUGGAAAUCGCACAGAGGCAGAACUCCAGGAACUGGCUCGCCUGCAGGAAGCCACCAAGGAGGUGCUCAAUGUUGUGGCGGCCAAAGUGGAUGUCUAUCACAGGAAUGCGCUCCGCAAUACCGGCAAUAUUGCUCAGAAAGUCGAUGAUCUGGCCAAACUGAUUAGCCGCACCGUGCUGCCCCAAGUUAGCGGCCUGAAAUGCACCUUCAACAGCCUGGAAACGUCGCAAAUAAAUGUCGAGGUGGAACUGAAGAGUUUGGCUGGAGUAAGGGAACUCGCUGAGAGCUCCAAUCGCAAAUUGGAUGUGCUGGAGUCCCAAUUGAAGCAGCUGAAUAAUACGCAGGAACAGCGCCUGGACAUCCUGAUCGAUGCAGUGAAGCAUCUGCGGCCUUUGAACCAGUGGAAAGUGGAGACAGUUUUGCGUGAACUAAUCAUUUCCCAGAAACGGAUCGAAUUGGACUUGGAUGACUGCAGCAGGCCCCCUCCCGUUCCCCAUCAUGACCAUCAUGACCAUUAUGACCAUCAUGACGAGUCCUACCUGCCCACUUAUGGAGCUGAGGUUCCCAAGCCGCAAUAUGCCCAACCCAAGCCAAAGCAGGUGGAUCUGGAGCAGGUGUGGAGCAUUAAGGAGCCAUCAAAGGAGGGCGAACAAUCACGCAGCCAGAGAGUGAGUGCAUAUGCAGAGGCACCGGAACCAAAAGAAACCCAUCACAGCUCCAGUGCCGUGUCCUGGAGACCAUCUCUGCCCUGGGAGACAGUCCCUCCCCGCCAAACCGCUCCCAUUAACCGACCUCAACCCUGGCAUCCAGCACCUGCCUAUGGCCACAACCCCAAGCCUAAGCCGAAACCUCAGCCCAGAGAAGACCCUUACGCUUCUGGAUCCCAUAAUCCUGAACCCCACCAGCCGAAAUCUCAGCCCGCACAAGCCCAUAAGCCUCAGCCCAACCACCCACAAUCUUAUCAGGAGCAAGUUUACAUUCCACAACCAAUCCACUCCGGGGAGGCCUUUAGGAUUUGGUACGGAGAGGGUUCCGACUCCCAAGGUUACUAAAGUUUCAACCAGCGAGCACAAAUCAAUUGAUUUUCGAGACCGAUAAACUUUGCAACAAUUUUUAGAGCACUUUUAUAAAAAAUUUGUAUCACCAUUUUUACCAAUUUUGUAUAUAUUCGAUAACAGAUAAUAAAACUGAAAAAAACUCUAUAAA
This is a messenger RNA of Drosophila ficusphila, 1549 nucleotides long. RefSeq lists its product as uncharacterized. Bases 37 to 1395 code for a protein of 452 amino acids. The transcript is spliced from 2 exons. The record is from RefSeq and is a predicted model, not a curated record. Lineage: Eukaryota; Metazoa; Arthropoda; Insecta; Diptera; Drosophilidae.